Molecule: messenger RNA, 1506 nt
Organism: Aureobasidium vineae
Lineage: Eukaryota; Fungi; Ascomycota; Dothideomycetes; Dothideales; Saccotheciaceae
Source: the annotation of a GenBank genome assembly
AUGGACAGUUCAUCAUGGCUUUCUAAUGCGCUCCCUCGCUAUUCACCCUCAUCCUUGUCGCCCAACAGUCGCCGCCGCUCCAAGAACCCCCGAUGGCAUACACCUUCUCCGAUGGCCGCCUCUGCCGUACCCCAACCUAUCGUGAACAGCAUCUAUGUUCCCACAACUGCCCACUCGAAUGCCAGCCCCUCUGUUCAGACUGACGACACUCUCCUGAUCUUCCGACAGAAACAACGCGAGCUCGAAGCACAAUUGCAACUUCUCCUCGAUGCACAGGCCGAUGCUCUGCUCGCUGGUCUUGAUCCAUCACCAAUCUCUGCUGGCGAAGACGAUGCUCUUUCGACCGGUUCAAGCACCCCGACCGCCAGUGCUCUUCGUUCGAAGCCUAAGCCUCAGUCGUCUUCGAAAUUGGAGAAGAUUGGUCUCCGUCAAGCUAGGGUCGGCUUGUAUGCCACAAUGCGCCGUCUGGCACAACUCAAGUCUCAGGAAUCGCAGUAUCUGGCCCCCAGUCUCGACCACUUCGCGUCCGUCGUUAAUCAACUUGAUGCAUGGCAAAAGAAGCGGAGCGCCUUACAGUCACGCGCAUCGCAAAUACAGUCUGGCGACGAUCACAAUCGUGCUCUUGACUUGCACAAACAAGCAGACGACAUGCAAACCGAGAUCAACGAACUUGAGGAAAGACUGGCGCGCUUGAAAAGAGAUCAGCACAAGCUUAGAGAGGAGGCUCAAGAGAUUGAAAAUACUGUCGACGCACGUCUUGCAUCUUACACCAACAGCCUAGGUUUGGUCGACGACUCGAUCCAGAGCUUCCUUCAAGAUGCUUCCGCAAGCCACUGGACUGCCGUCAUCAAUGUUACGGAUAUGGACCGCUUCUGGCGUUCACCAUCUCAGAGUCGAACUCUGAAAUCUGCAAAGGAUGUUUUUGAUCGAGAGCAAGAUUCGUUGAUUGAGAGACGUCGCAUCAGCGACACUGAGCGGGAGGCGCUUGAAGAAGGUGCCGUUGUUUGGAGAAAUACCGUCAAGCAAGUUUCCACUUUCGAGCGGACGCUCGCAAAGGCCAUGUCCCGCAUGGGUAAAGAGUCACAAUCACAGCUCGACUCUCCUGCAGAAACCAAAGAGCUACUCUCAAUGCUCGAGCAGACUACUACGGAGCUCGAAAACAAGCACAAACUCGCAGAAACCCGUAGUUGGAAGCUCUUGGUCGCGGCCAUCGGUGCCGAACUCGAAGCAUUCUUGAAAGGAAAACAGAUUCUCGAAGCUGCUCUUGCUGCUGCAGUUGGUGAGAUAAGCCUUGAAGAAACAAGAGGAAUCUCUGGCAGUUCUGGACAGCUUGAAGGGGUGCAGACACCCAGAGGCAGCAAACAUGAUGAUGGUGAGGCUAUCCGCGAUUUGGACAAGGCCUUUGCAGCAAAGAUUCCUACACCGAGCAUUUCAGACACGGAUACUGAAGAUGAUGGACCUGACUCAGAGCUUUUGAUUUCGCAUCAGGACACAGAUACUGAGUAG